Molecule: messenger RNA, 1465 nt
Organism: Scylla paramamosain (green mud crab)
Lineage: Eukaryota; Metazoa; Arthropoda; Malacostraca; Decapoda; Portunidae
Product: PC-esterase domain-containing protein 1A-like
Exons: 12
Coding region: 119-1465 (448 amino acids)
Source: RefSeq, a predicted model, not a curated record
CACUCGCCUCGUUUCUCGUGUGACAAGGACAGGUAAUCAGCAGAGAGGGAGACCAUCAGGCAACGGCGACCUCAGCCCAGGACCAGCCACACAUCACCCGGAGAUCACAGCGGCUACAAUGGCUGACGUGUUCUCCAUGAAUGAUGCAAGGAACCUCCUCAAGGACAAGUUUGUGCUUCUGAUUGGAGACUCAAACAUGAGGGGCAUCUACAAGGACCUGCUGUGCCUCCUCCACCAGGGCGUCAUAACACCUGAGAAAAUCCUGCGCCGGGGCAGUGAGGAAGUGCCACAGUAUGGUGAUGAGAUCAUUGACAUUGCCAACUUGAGGAUGGGCCGCAGCUACUUCGAGGUCCGGCAGUGCAAGAGGAAAGAGCUGUGGGUGCGCUUCAUCUUCGUGACACAAGUUGCCGCUCCCACCUUGAUGAAGGAACUGAAGAGCAUAGAGGAAGGCAAGCUGCCCCUUCCUGACAUUGUUAUUGUGAAUUCCUGCCUGUGGGACAUAACAAGAUGGGGCCCAGAGCAGGAGGACCAGUACAAGCAGAAUGUGGCAAAUUUCUUCCACCGCCUCCAGUGCAUGCUGCCCCCAGCGUCCCUGGUGAUGUGGCUGGCCUCCCUGCCCGUCGCCACAGAGAGAGUGAAGGGCGGCGUGUUCAUCCAGCAGAUUGAGUUUAUCAAGCACAGCAUGCGGUUCAUGCUGCUGGAAGCCAACAUGUUCAUCCACAACUUGUGUAGAGUGUUUGGCUUCAGCUUCCUUGACCUCCAUUACUACAUGCAGUACCAACUCAGCAGACGAACCAAUGACGGGCUGCACUGGGAACCACCCGCUGUUAGAUACAUGACCAACCUCAUCCUGACACACAUCGCACUGUCCUUCAGUGAGGAGUUACCAGGGAACAUUGACAAGCCCUUCCUGCUGCAGAACCAUGCCAAGGUCAGAGAGGUGACCCUGGAGGAUGAGGAGAGCAAGAAGAUAUACUUGGAUUCAAAAAUAACCAAACACUUGGGUAAGCUCGGGCUUCAAGUGAAAAGAGUGAUGGAUGAAAUGCCUUCCUCGGAAAGAAAGAAAGAGGAGUCACAACAGAAGAGAGUAAAGUGUGUGGCGAGGCACCCCAGCAGGGAUGGAGGCGGCAGAAGCAAGUGCAGCAGCCAGUCAGUGUCAGUAAAACCUCCACAGAGCAGAGGGUUUGUCAACCCCAUGAGUGGAAGGUUGUCGAGUCACAGGGACAUGAGAAGUUCCCAGUACUCUGUGGGCAUGCAGGUGGAUGGACCAUCAAGCCAGUACUUCACAGGUGAUGGUCUUUCGAGCUCUGUGCAGGGACUACAGCUACUGUUCGACAAUAUUAAUGUAGCAUGGCAACUUCAGAGCUGUGGCCAGCAACCCAUCGCCUCGCAGAGGCAGCCAAUUACUGUUUAUAAAAUUACUGUUUAUGAUGAUCUGAUCCUGGAUAAACUAGCACAUCUUUGA